GUUAAGGUGUUACAAUUCUUCCUCGUAGAAAACAUAGGUCACAUUAAUUUUGUAAGUGUAACAAUGUUGCCACUGCUAUUUCUAUUUGUUCUAUGCCUAAUUAUUCCAUUGUUAAUGUUCUUCCACAAACAUAGAACCAUUAAACACUACCCCCCAGGUCCUAAAGGCCUUCCAAUAAUAGGGAAUCUUCAUCAACUAGACAUUUCUAAUCUUUAUCUUCAAUUUUCUCAAUUCUCAAAAAUAUAUGGUCCUCUAUUUUCACUUCAACUUGGUUUAAGACCAGCUAUUGUUGUUUGUUCAGCUGAAAUUGCCAAAGAAGUGUUGAAAAACAAUGAUCAUGUGUUUUCUAAUAGACCUAAAUUAUAUGGUCAACAAAAAUUAUCUUAUAAUGGGUCAGAAAUUGUAUUUUCUCCAUACAGUGAUAUUUGGAGAGAAAUAAGAAAAAUUUCUGUUGUGCAUUUAUUUAGUUCCAAACGUGUAUCAUAUUAUUCCUCUAUAAGAAAGUUUGAGGUGAAGAAAAUGAUCAAAAGAAUUUCAGGGCAUGUUGAUUCUUCAAGUGUUACAAAUUUGAGUGAGUUAUUGAUUUCGCUAUCAAGUACUAUAAUUUGUAGGAUUGCUUUUGGGAGAAGCUAUGAGGAUGAAGGAACUGAAAGAAGUAGGUUUCAUGGAAUGUUGCAUGAGUUUCAAGCUUUACUUGCAGAAAUAUUUGUUUCUGAUUAUAUUCCAUUCAUGAGUUGGAUUGAUAAACUUAGGGGAUUGCAUGGUCGUCUUGAUAGAAAUUUCAAGGAGUUUGAUGAAUUUUAUCAAGAGAUUAUUGAUGAACAUUUGGAUCCAAAUAGAGAACAAAUUACAGAUGAAGAAGUUAUUGUUGAUAUCUUACUCCAAUUGAAGAAAAAACGAUCGUUUUCUUUUGAUAUCACUUUUGAUCACAUCAAAGGGGUCCUCAUGAAUAUGCUUGUAGCUGCAACAGAUACUACAUCAGCCACAUCAGUUUGGGCUAUGACUGCCCUAAUAAAAAACCCAAGAGUAAUGAGAAAAGUGCAAGAGGAAAUUAGGAACUUGGGAGGUAAAAAAGAUUUUUUAGAUGAAGAUGAUAUUCAAAAUUCUCUAUAUUUGAAGGCAGUGAUAAAAGAGACAUUAAGAUUGUACCUACCAGCUCCACUGCUUGUACCAAGAGAAUCAAGGGAAACAUGCAUUAUCAAUGGCUACAAUAUUCCAGCCCAAACAAUAUUGUAUGUAAACGUCUGGGCUAUUCAAAGAGAUCCUAAUACUUGGAAAAAUCCAGAAGAAUUUUAUCCCGAGAGAUUCAUAGAAAGUUCUAUAAAUUUUAUUGGACAUGAUUUCGAACUAAUACCCUUUGGAGCUGGUCGUAGAAUUUGUCCUGGCAUGUCUAUGGCAGUUGCAUCAUUGGAACUUAUCCUUGCUAAUCUUCUCUAUUCUUUUGAUUGGAAAUUGCCACAAGGUUUAGAAAAGGAAGAUAUUGAUACCGAAAUGUUGCCAGGGAUCACUCAACACAAGAAGAAUCCUCUUUACCUUGUUCCCAAUAUCCCUAUUUAGAUGUAUCCCUUUAUGUUAACUUUGUUAGUUUCAUGUUUAAUAUACUGUUUAUUAAGCUUUUUAUGUUGCUCUACUAUUUGAAUUUGAAAAAAGAGAAAAUCAGUUACUUUGAA
Molecule: messenger RNA, 1670 nt
Organism: Medicago truncatula (barrel medic)
Lineage: Eukaryota; Viridiplantae; Streptophyta; Magnoliopsida; Fabales; Fabaceae
Product: cytochrome P450 83B1
Exons: 2
Coding region: 64-1557 (497 amino acids)
Molecular function (GO): oxidoreductase activity, acting on paired donors, with incorporation or reduction of molecular oxygen; iron ion binding; heme binding
Source: RefSeq, a predicted model, not a curated record